Amoebophrya sp. A25 is the source of this 9086-nucleotide messenger RNA. The record is from the annotation of a GenBank genome assembly. NCBI's taxonomy places the organism in Eukaryota, Dinophyceae, Syndiniales, Amoebophryaceae.
AUGGCAGCACCGGCAGCAGCGGAACCACCAACAGCAAAUGGUGGGCCGUCAAGAGACGGAGAAGUUUACCUUCAAGGUGUCGUAAAAACCUACUCGACCAGAAAAGGGUUCGGGUUCAUUACCAGCGAACACCUGCAGCAAAUAUGCGGAGAUAUCUUCGUAUUCUCACUUUGUCUUGCUCGAAGUUCACUCGUUAUGCUUGUUGAAGAAACAAUAUCAAGAUACCUCCAGAACAGGUAAAUGAAUGAAUGAAUCAGUGUAGCUAGUACUAGUAGAUCUGUAAAUUGAAAUAUCAUUGUAGCUAGUUCUAGUAGAUCAUCUAGCUGGAGCAUUUUGAUACGUUGUACUUGUACUAGGGAAUACCAACACCAAGUGUGUGAAGAAAUAGAAGUCAUUUGUUUCAACAAUAUCCUUACAUUUAAAUCUCGUCUUUUUAACACAUCCAUAUGAUAAGUGAAAAACCCACUCAGGUUUACAACACCCACUUGGUGGGUCGUAUCGGGUUGAUUGCUGGGGAGAAGGUUGAGUUUGUUUUAUUCUAUGAUCCGGGAACGCUGCGUCCGCAGGCAAGGAACGUACGAGUAGUGGAGCCCGCUCCAGUGGCGGGAGAAGGAGCGUCUGCCAUAGUAGUGGAAAAACCGGAGAAGGACACAGCAUCAGGAGACGAAGAGGCGGAGAUAGACCGUCUUAAGAAAAUCAAAGACGCAGCGUGGAAAAAGGCACAAGAAAAACCAGGAGCACAAAAUGCGGCGGGAACCGGAGGUACAAAUUUUGGUUGCAAUGCAGGACCAUUUUAUCGACAAGCGUUGAUCUUCUGCACGUAAAACAGUCUCUCUCCUUAGUAUUUUUGACAACCAUGACCAUCCGAAUAUACGAUCCAAGAACUUCUCGUCCCUUACGUCAUACUAACACAAUUUACGUUUUCUUUUCCUUAUAUUCUAGAUUCCGGCUCGGACUUUAAGCUGCCUUCUCCGACAGCAGCUGCGAAUGGGGGAGCUAGUAAAGGUGCCACUACUCCUGGUGGCGGUGCUGAUAUGAACGAAACUAUCCGAAGAGCUCAGGAGGACGCUCAGAAGAAGGUCAUGCAAGAAGCGGCAUUGUUACAAGAACUAGAAUGGCAUAAGGAUGAUUACAUGUAUUAUCCUCCGAACUAUGCAGCACAACCGGAAAGACCUGGUACUAAAUAAUUUUUUUUCUUACUUGAUGAAAAAUGCCCUCCUACCUACUUGAUGAAAAAUACCCUUCCUUACUUGAUGAAAUAAUUUUUUUCCUCACGCUUCUCUCGAUGAAAAAUACCCUCCUACCUAGUACAUCCAAUAAUCCAAUCGAUCCUAAUGAAAAAAAUCGCUAUCGCCACGUCCACUUCCACAAAACGACAGUCCUAGUAAUGAUAAAAAAAAAAUCGCUAUCUCCACGUCCACUUCCACAAAACGACAGUUCCUCCGAAGACGUUGAUACCAGUUGGGAGUGAGGUGACGAUUAUCGAUUUUCCGAUUAGGGAGCUUAAUGGAGCGAAAGGAGUGGUGAAGUCUUUCCAUGAACAGAGUUGCAGAUAUAAAGUCGAAGUUCAAGACGCGAAGAAGAGACCACAGGAAUUUUUGAUGCCGAAGGAAAAACUGCGCAUCGAUACACUUACAUUGCCGGUAAUGAAUAUGAAAAAACUUUUGAGACUCUACUACAACUACAACAGUUCCAUGACUUCAUCCAAGAUUUCCUCUCAUGAUGACUGUUCAUCAAAAACUCAACACUCUACCUGCACCUCAGGCUACAGCUGAACAUGAGAGGCAGAUGAAAGAGAAACAAGCGGCAGCGAAGGAGAUUUUAACAGCAGCAAUAAACGGAGGAGGAAGUCAGGGGUAUCAUCUAUCUAUGAUCAUGAUGUGUCGUGAUUUGUAGUUUUCUUUCGCUUCUAGUUCUGGUUUUGCAACAUUGAAAUAGCGACAUUAUCCGCGACCUCAAGCUGGUAAAGGGGAAUUUCCAAUAUCUUUCAUGAUCUCCUUCAUCUCCGUAACCAUGCUAGUAUUCAUCCUAUGAUAGAUUACUUUCACAACAUUUUUUCAUUCAGUCGCGCCACGACCCCUGGUGGGCAGGGAGCCGCAGCCCCACCUUUGAAAGGACAAGUUCCUACACCACAGACGGGCGUCCCUGGACAGGCGGGAGUGCAGCAACAGGCUGCCUUAAUGCAGAUGAUGAUGGCAAAGGGCUUGAACAAGAAUUUGGCUUUGGCGCAGAUUUAUGCGGCAAAUCCAGCCAAGGGAAAGGCCUUGAUGGCCGCGACCGCGCCUUACUUGCUGACGGGACAGCCUGGAGCUCCUGGCACAGCAGGUGUUCCGGGUGCUGCUCCUGGUCAACCAGGAGGUCAGCCACAAGGAGGGCUUCCAGGUCAGUCACAAGGAGGAGGAGGAGUUCCUGCAGUCUCGCCAGGCGGCGUUCCAGGACCUUUGGUGGGAGGCGCACCGGGUGCGGUGCCAGGUGCGAAGGGCAUGGACCAGAAUAUGGCUGCGAUGAUGCAAAUGUACCUGCAGCAGAAGGGUCUCAAGUCGGCAGAUGCAUCCACGGCUGCGUUAGCCGUCGCCAUGAAGGGAGGCAAGAUUCCUCCGCAGCUGCAACAACAGGCGACGCAGCAAUUGCAACAGGCUCAGCAGUUGCAGCAAGCCCAACAGCAACAACUUGCACAGCAAGCCCAACUUGCAAUGGCGCAACAGGCGCAAAUGCAGCAACAGCAACGUCUGCAGAAAGAAGCUGCGGACAGGGCAAAAGGGGCGAUGGAACAGCAGCAAUUGGUGCAACAACAAAUGGCAGCUGCUGCUCAACAACAAGGUCAACAACCAGGAGUCCCUCCUCCUGGGUCUCAAGCAGGUGUUCCAGGAGGUGUUCCACAACCUCCUCAACCGCCACAGCCAGGAAUGCCUCAACAACAACUUCCUCCUCAAAAAGGUGGAGCUUCUUAUCCUCCUGGUGCCGCUCAACAACAACUUGCCCCCCCUCCACAGAUGAACAUCAACAAGAUUCCCGGAGGACAAGGUGCGUCUGCUAUGCCGCAAGGAACGACCCCAGGAGCUACUACAUCCACUACAGCAGGAGGAAACAACAUGCCUCCCCUCGACAAGAACAACAUUCAUCAGAGCAGAAGUCCCCACGACCAACAAAGCCCACGCAGCAUCCCAGGACCCCCAACCAGCAGUCCUACGAGUUCGAAUCCUGCCCACAGCAACCACAGUGGAAAUAUGGCACACGAUCCAAGCAGAGUGGCCGGCGACCCAUCCUUGGAGGAACUCAACGGAGCACCAGGAAAACACUGGCGCGUCCGUCUCGGAUGCAAAGACUUCACGGAGUCAAUCGUACUACUUCCAUAUUGAUGUGGUCGCUAUGAAUGUGUCUAUUCGUUAUCGUUUCUUCAUUGCUUUUUCCAUAAUAUCUUCUCAUUCUCUGAUCAUUAUGAAUUACUUUUACAGGAGCUUUUUUACAUCAAAAAAUUAUGAUCCUAUCACAAUGAAAAAGAAAAUGAUCCAAAAAUCUUUCAACAUCUUCAACAUCCUCAAGAACAUCUUCAACGUCCAGGUUCGAGAAAAAGCUGAUAUGUCAUCGCAAGAAGUGCGACGUUUGCUACCUGGCGAUCGCAUGAUUCAAGCUGGAGGAACUAUUCGUGUUGAGCCAGGCGUCGUGCGUAUGCCUAUCCAACCAUCUGGUUGGGUCACGGUUCAUGCUAGACCGAUUGGAGGUACUUCUUUUCUUAAUUAAUAAAUUUAAAUGUUGCUUCAAAUUCAAAUGGAUACAAAUAACAAAUUCUAAGUUGAUGUUGUCCAUGUAGUACAUGAAGAAUCAUGUUGUAGUUCUAACAUGCUGGAUUGCAAUCUUGUUCUAACUUCUACUUCUCAAAACAGGUCCAACCUUCAUCGAGCUUGUUGCUGACGACGUUAAUAAGGCAAGAGCCGUAGUCCCUGUGCCUCCAAAGAGAGAAGAAGCACCACGACAGCCAGCCACCACUACGACAACCACGACGAAACCACACGACGAGGCACCGGUGGACUAUGGAGAUGUGCCGGGACUCAAUGUGGCUGAUAACGUGUAUCCGUUGCCGUUCUUGCUGCGCUUUAAACUGGUGGCGUCGGUAUUGGAGGAUAGCCAUCCGGUGAAAGGUCUCCAGGUAGCGAAACUCGCAGAAUCAAGACUCGGACAUCAGAGGCAAAAAGACAAAGAGUACUAAUUAGGUUUCUGUUCUUUCACUUAACAUUAACUUUAACAACAUAUUCUUAUUCAACGGCAAUAAAUGUAGUCGUAUCAUCAGCACUAUCUCUACUGUGGACGUAGAAAUACCACGAUCUCAACCUGAAAAAUGGUUUUCAUCUAAUAACCUUCAUCAUGGACUAUCAUAAUCGACCUAUUCACCUUCAACCUCCAAAUCUAAUUCGCAUUCCUACAACUACAACCCUCAACAUUCCUAUUUUGAACAGGAGCCGCGGUAAGGGCCGUGAUGGCGAGAAAGGUGGACGCAAGAAACGGGAGAACAGAGAUGACGGGGAAGGAGCCGAGCAAGGUGGUGAACAAGGUGACCACGACAAUCGUGACCCUAUGAGCACCUACAAAGAGAAUCAACGACCGAACCACUACUCAUCUAUGAAUCAAGCUGGAGGCCAUCAUAACAAAUACCACAACAACGACGAACGCGAUCAUCGCGGCAGCAACGAGGGUUGGUACAACAGUCAAGGAGAGCGUCCUCCACGAAGAGACCGUGAAUACAACCCCCCAGAGCGUGGUGAUCGAGCAGGUGACCGGGUAUAUGGUGAAUCUGGAAGAGGUAGUUACAACAACGGAAGCUCCUCUGGAAAUCGAGACAGCAACAGUUCGUCUUACAAUCGUGGCGAGAAAUACGGAGGGGGCGACAAAUACGACAAGUACAACGGAGGUGACAAGUAUCACAGCUCAUCUGGUGGAGGCGAGAAGUACGACAAAUACAGCGACAAGUACGACAAGUACAGCGACAAGUACGACAAAUACAACUCGGGAGAACAAGCGACGACCUCCAAGUAUGAGAAAUACAACUCAGGCGACAAGUACAGUUCCGAAAAAUACGACAAGUACAACAAAAAGCAGCACGACGAGUGGUGGGAUCCGAACUGGAAUAAAUCAUGGAAAGCAUCAGACAAAAGUUCAUCAAAGGUACUUCAUCAAGACGAUCUUGUUUUUCUUCAUCUCAUGUAGGAGUUAGAUAUUUAGAUUUUGAAGUUAGGCCUGCUACUGUUGACUGGUGGUUUUGAGCAUGUUUCUCUAUGAUCAUGACCAUCUCCGUCAACAGGAUCUUAUGAAGGAUACCUACUUCAAGAACAUAAGAUGAUGUAGUUGACGUCAACAGGAUCUUAUGGAGGAUAGCUACUUUCGUCUUAAUUCCUUCUCACAUCAGGAGCACGGAUCUACUUACAGGGAAGACGGGACAAAGAGUAAGGGUAAGGGUUCCAAGGGCGAUGGCAAAGGCUCCCGCAGCAAGGGCGAGAACAACAAAGAUACAACUAGAGAAAAACAAGGAUCAGAUGUUGGAGGAGGUGCUUCGUCAGCCUCUACUGGCAAGGAGCAGGACAACACUCCCGGAAGCGGCUCGAAAGCACAUAAGAACCCAACUUCUGCAAGCAAAGCGAGAAAGGACGACUAUGGAGCCGAAGAACAUCAAAAAACAGAAACGAGUAAGACAUCCACUGCACCGGAAAGUAAAAGCACUGUGGCGCCAGCAGAACGAACCGGGAAAACCCCAUCACAACAGUCCACGUCCGCUGCUUCGAGUGCACCAGCGGUUGACGAGGCUGCGGCGGUCGGCGUAGAUGAAAAAACUGGGCAGUGCAAUCAGCAAUAAUGUAUCUUGUUCGACGAUGAAAGUGAAACCAGAUUCAGGGUGGUACUUUCCUAAUUCACAGAUGUUGUCGAUCUUCUAGAAGAACAGACGAUGUUGUAGUCCGUCUCCGCCAACCAACUAGAAGAUGGUUGUAGCCAACUACAAGAUCAUGGUUGUAGCCAAAGUCUCUCUACUUAACGAGACGUCAUCGUCUCUCGAACUAGAUUGGCACUACUUCUAAUGUAUGUUAAAUGUUGUAGAAAAUGGAGUUGAGGAGCUCUACUUGUACCGACUGCAGCUUCUUCCAGACGGAACAGCUUCUUCCAGACGUGUAUAAGAAUUCAUUUUUUGGAAAAUCGAUGUACUACUGGAGGAAGAUAAUUAGUGAAUGUAAUGUUGUUGUACUCCUACUCGGAAGAUAGGGUUAAGUCGUCGUAAUGCUACUGAUUCUUCAAGGACGAUUUGUCAAAAAACAGUUUCUUAUCAAUCUCCAACGAGCAGCAUCAUAGAUGAAGAGAUGAACAUCUACCACGUGCGUCGUUGAGGUCUACUACUCCUGCUACAUCAGAUAGAUUAGAGGUAAAAAAUUCAAAAAUUCGUGAAGAUGAUCUAUUCAUCCUGAUCCACCUAAAAGACGAGUAAAAAACUGUAUCCAACAUACAAGAUUAUUUACAUUGACGAAGAUGAUGAUGAAGAUGCCACCUAUUACUAUUAGAUAUUAACUAGAAUGGAGUGAUAAAAAAAACGAAAAAAACGUUGCUCCGUGACCUGAGAAAUUCAUCUAGUAGGAGGCUGAUUUUUUAGCGAGCUGGGUGACACCAAAAAAAAUAUUUUAUAAAAUCUACUAAAUCAAAAAAAUAUGAUUUCAUUACAUUUACAUCACAUUGUCAGACAGUCCUAUUUUUUUCUUCUAAAUCGAAACCGAUUUGAUGUAUUCAGCCUAAAAAAAACUACAAUUUAUUACAACUACAAAACUGACGAAGAAGAAGUUACUAAUAUUGUAGUCGGAGAUUGUUGUACUUGUAUUCUUCAUGAUGUACUAUUAUUAUCACUAUCAGAAGUUGUAUCUUCAGUUAUUGUUUCGAGGUCGUACUAGAACUAGAUGUUGUCUUCGUUGGAAGACACUAUGUAUUCAUUGGAGAUUUAGAUAGAUUGUUUGCAAUUACAGCAUGAUCUACGGCAAGAAAACUAGAGCCGUUGUUUGAGUAAAGAGUUGUUGUACUAAGUUUUCUUUUUAUUCAGCAUUACAGUAAAAAUGAUGUAAGUAAUUUACUACUUUAUCAUGAUGAUCGCCGUGGUCGCCGUGGAGGGCGAUUGCAUUGUUUGAAUGAUUGGUCAAUGAAAAAGAGAAAAAUAGCUGUAUUAAGUGGAUCAAAAAAGCAAGCAGUCUUCUAGAAUGCUGUGAAACCUAGACUCGAUCAUCAUGUGUAGGCAACUCACAGCAUGACUCAUAGUUAGUAGUACAGUAGGACGAAUUGUCAUGUUUCAAAAAUGUCGGAAAAUAUUAAGGUCAUAAUGAAGAGUAACACCUCCACUACUAGUUAUAAAUAUAACUACUUGUAGGUGGUCCUGCAUGGUGGAUGAGUUGUUGUGAUUUCUGAUUCACUUUCGUCCUACUAUAAUCUCAUCACUCGUCUUCAGGUCGACGUCACCUCCUCCUUACCCUUAAUACAGUAAGUACAUUCAUAAAAAUAAGUGAGCAUGUGAGAAGCGUUGACUCAGGUCGUCGACGUCACCUCCUUACUAGUACAUAGGCCACCCAUGUGAGGAGCGUUGACAGUGAGUAGAUUCAUGUGCCUCUAUCCUCUUGUCGUGAAGUAGGAUAGAAGCGGAGGUGAGAAACUAGAAGUAGAUUGAAGAGCUCUAGGUCUAGACUGUGUUGGGGAAAUCCUCUAGAUAACACCAGAUUUUGUGUUGAAGAUUUUUUCCUUAAGCUUCCGAAUAUAUAACAGGAAACGACGAGAGCUCUAAUAUCAAUCUUAGUACACAUAAUGAGUUGAUCUUCAUAGAAAAAGUACUUUUCCUUGUUGUACUAGAAAUGGAGGUCCUCGCUCCACACUGCUCUGACAUCACCAAGGACUAGAUCAUAGGGCCACCAAGUGCCACCACGAUAACGAUGGGUCAGACGAUAUUAAGUCGAGUUCGAUACUACAAAAAUAGAGGGGUUUUUUAAACUAGAAUUGGUGAUGCUUCAGCUACAGCUGCUACUAGUCUGUUGUACUACUAAGACGAGUAGGGUGGUGGAUGGAACAAUGAAAUGAUACAUGGUGGAGGAGGAACUACACAACUCAGAUAAUACAAGAAAGACAGGGAGGCUCUAGGACACGUCUACGAGGCUAUUCUCUUUUUUUGAGAGAAGACUGACCUUUGCGAUCUAAGACUAGCUAACUGGCGAGACUAUGAAGAGACUUUUUCUAUGAAGACGUGGUCAACAAGAUAGCGAUUUUUAUUGUAUUCAAACGGUUAGGUCUGCUAGGCUCGGGCUACCGCGCGUCGCCACUUGAUUGAUUGAUAUCUUCUUACUCUUAUAUAGCGGCUUUCCUAGUGCUAGUAUAAGAAGAUGAUAAUUCUCUGUAGUUUAUGUUAUCAUCCUCGUUUAUCCUCGUCCUCAUUAUGUCAUUUAUUUUGGGUCCCAUCUACAGUUGAUGUUUUGAUUUUGAACGCUUACGAUGUGUCUGUUGCCCUCUUCCCUCACUGGUUGCAAUCACAUCGUGUCGGAAGGAUCUUCUAGGCGCCUAUUAGGAAAACAAGACAAGUGAACUUUCUUUAAAUCUAGACUGCUAGAAGUAGGUGUAGGAAAUAACUCCAGAACAUCGCACUAACAAACUGCGCAUUUAGUCAAUAAUGUCUUCAUAUUUAUUGAAAGAUAGGAAGUCGAGUUGAAGUCGUUUUUGAGUUGUGAUAUCUCGCUCACAACGAAGAUCAUGAAUGUGCCUUCUCUUUGAAGUAGGUCGUCGUGAUCGUGAUCGGCAAGAACAACUACUUAACGGAAAUCGAGAUGUGUACUACAUGGCGACCUCGACCACUUUGGAAAAAUGGAACUAGAUGAAGGAUGUGUGGUCGCCAACGCCAUAUUGAGGGCGGAAGCGUUGUACAUCAUCUGCAAAAAAGACUAAGACAUUGACCUUAUGAUUAUCAUUGUCGUCAUUGAGUGACGAUGAUAUCCACCUCCGAAGUCCUCCUUAUACAGUCCUUACAGUCCUCUUUUGUCAAGAACUUCCUUUUCACCAACUUUCGCUAUAUUUACCACACCAGGAACCCC